AGUCCAGGUACCUAAUUAUUACGUAGCUGGCGCCCCUACGUAAUUAAUUCGUUCUCUCAUAUUAAUCAGUACUCCGAGAAGCAAUUGACAAUUGACAAAAUUCUAACAAUAUUUCCCAUACAUUUUCAUACCUCCUUCACUGUGAUAUGGCAUCAACUUCAACCUCUCGUCUACUAUUUAGUAGACUUACAAGGUCUUCAAGGCCGAUUUCCCCCUACGUCCGCCCAUUCUUAUCCCACAGUUUCCAACCAGCAACCUGCCGAUUCGCCCACGCCAUACCAAGACCAAGACCCGCCGCCUCGUCCUCGUCCUCGUCCUCGUCGCCCGAACAAAACAAGCCCCGAAAGCUCCUCGAGCCUCACUACGAACUCACCUUUACCUGCGUCCCCUGCGGCGACCGCUCCUCGCACACGAUCUCGAAGCAGGGCUACCACAAUGGGUCGGUGCUCAUCACCUGCCCGUCCUGCCGCAACCGGCACGUCAUAAGCGACCACCUGAACAUCUUCGGCAACCGCAAGGUGACGAUCGAGGACAUCAUGCGGGAGAAGGGGCAGCUGGUGAAGCGCGGCACGCUCGGGGAGGACGGCGACGUCGAGUUCUGGGAGGACGGGUCCGUGACCAGGCGGGGUGACGGCGCAGCUGCUAGUGGUAGUGGUACCUCCUCGGAUCCGGACGCGGCGCAAGACGGAGAAGAAGCUUCGCUCUCGAGGGAGGCGAGGGAUCCUUCUUCCCAAUCUACGAAUCCAACGCCAGCUGCCCCAGCGCCGUUGGAGAAUUCGGACGCGCGCCCGUCGGUGGAUAGCACUCAACACACGGAUCAAGUACUGUCAACACGGCGCCAAUAACCGGCGACAACAACAAAAGGACCGCGCCUUCUUAAAUAGGCGAAUAAAAACGCAUUGCAUUGCAUCGAAUCGCAUCAUGCCGCUAAUGCGCGAGCAUAGCGCGACCUCCUCACGAAAAUUUACACGUCUUACCAUAUGAGGUAUCACAAGUAGGUAAUUACAUUAGAAUAUAUAAACCGCAAGGGGGUGUAAGGGGAGCGCGUAUAAAAGCCAGUAUGCUCGGGGAAAGGUUUACCGCAUACCAUAAAAACGAGCUUCGACGGGCUUAUCACCGAUCUAGAGCACAGGAUGAGUUGCCUACAAGCUUGUAUAUACACGAUAGUCAUCCGCUGUAUCAGAUAUUGUACCUACUACAUUAUAUACGUCAAUACCCAUAUUCAACAGACUUUAAAAUAGGUACCUUCGUAGAGGACGAGAUAUAGAUAAAUUAUGAUAAAAUACC
Molecule: messenger RNA, 1287 nt
Organism: Daldinia caldariorum
Lineage: Eukaryota; Fungi; Ascomycota; Sordariomycetes; Xylariales; Hypoxylaceae
Product: DNL zinc finger-domain-containing protein
Exons: 1
Coding region: 147-845 (232 amino acids)
Biological process (GO): protein folding; protein stabilization; protein import into mitochondrial matrix
Cellular component (GO): mitochondrion
Molecular function (GO): zinc ion binding; protein-folding chaperone binding
Source: RefSeq, a predicted model, not a curated record